CCUGCCAUCUUCUGGCAACUAUCAAUAUUUAAAACGUAAAUAAAAAAAGAAACCACAGAAUUUCCUUUUCCCUGUCCGCCUCGCCAUUUCAGUUAAUUGAAGCCGGCACAGCGAUCUGCGCCCUUAUAAUUAUGCUUCGGCGACCGGCUCACGUGUCCCUCCAAGCCCUGCGCCGCAUGUACACGGCCACGGAUGAAGUCGUCGUCCAAACCAUCGGGGACAAGGGUGUCAUCACCCUGAACCGCCCCAAGGCCCUGAACGCUUUGAAUCUCAACAUGAUUCGGCAAAUCACGCCCGUCCUCGAGCAGUGGGACAAGGACAAGUCGCUCAUCAUCAUGAAGGGUGCAGGUGAAAAAGCUUUCUGCGCCGGUGGUGACGUGAGGGCCGUGACCGAGGCUGCCAAAACGGGGGACCGCUUUGCCUACGACUUUUUCUACGGCGAGUACCAGUUGAACGCCCUCAUCAACCGACUGAAGGUCCCGUACGUGGCCUUGAUCGAUGGAAUCACCAUGGGCGGAGGAGUCGGUCUCUCUGUGCAUGGAAGGUUCAGGGUGGCCACGGAGAAGACCCUGUUCGCCAUGCCAGAAACGGCCAUCGGACUUUUCCCUGACGUCGGAGGCAGUUAUUUCCUCUCUCGACUUCCAGGUCGACUUGGUCACUAUUUAGCCCUGACAGGGUAUCGUCUCAAGGGUCCUGACGUCCUCCACGCAGGUGUGGCCACUCACAUUGUGCACAGUGAAAAGUUGGCCGAGCUCGAGGCUGCCCUGAUUGCGGAAAAGGACCCUGCAGGAGUCCUCAACUCCUUCAACGACGCGGACCUUGCCGGCCGGCCAUUCUCCUUGGCCCCCACCCUGCAGGACAUCGACGCCACCUUUGCCCCCGAGUCUGUCGAGGAAAUCCUGCAAAAGUUGGAGAGCAACGGCUCCGAGUGGGCCAAGAAAACUGCCGCAACCCUCAACAAGAUGUCACCGACCUCGCUCAAAAUCACCAUGAAACAACUCAGGCUGGGCAAGCAGAAGAAUCUGCAAGAGUGCCUGCAGAUGGAGUUCCGCCUUACCCAACGAUGCUGUGCCGGUCACGAUUUCAUUGAAGGUGUUCGAAGUGUCCUCGUUGAUCGAGACAACAAUCCCAAAUGGAAACCAGCCACCCUUGCCGAAGUCUCAGACGCCACAAUCGACUCCUACUUCGCUCCUCUGCCGAGCGGAGAAGAACUCGACUUCAGUCUCAAAAGUGCCAUUUAAUUAAAAUCUCAGUAACUAUUUUAUCACAAAAAGUCAAAAGUCUCUCCCAUUAUUUAUUCUGCAGGGAUUAAUAUUUUCGUUUUCAAAUCGAUUUAAAAAAAUAAAUAAGAUGUGAUCUAUUUUGAGUACAAAAAA
Molecule: messenger RNA, 1376 nt
Organism: Neocloeon triangulifer
Lineage: Eukaryota; Metazoa; Arthropoda; Insecta; Ephemeroptera; Baetidae
Gene: Hibch
Product: 3-hydroxyisobutyryl-CoA hydrolase, mitochondrial
Exons: 5
Coding region: 132-1241 (369 amino acids)
Biological process (GO): L-valine catabolic process
Cellular component (GO): mitochondrion
Molecular function (GO): 3-hydroxyisobutyryl-CoA hydrolase activity
Source: RefSeq, a predicted model, not a curated record